GAUGAAGCAGCCCUGAAGUUCUUUAGCAGGACAAGCAAGGCAAUGACCGUGAAAAGGACGGCAUUCUUUUGCGUGCGGAGGCUUCAAGAAGUAAAAAGCGAUCUCUCCUUGCCAUCGAGAAGGCAGUUAUGUUUUCUUCUUAAUAAUUAAAUUCUAAGGCAAUACGUUAGGACAUAACGUUCGAGAGUUCAUCUGGAUGCGAUUUUGUGGGGAUGAUCGUGGUCCGUACCUAAGGUCGUUGUUUCAGCUCCGGUGUGUGGAGUCGUCCAUCGGUUCUUUUCUAUGAAAUUCAUGGGAUUUUUGUCACCUGAACGUUGGCCGUGUGGCGAUGGAGGCAAUAAGCGGGUGGUGCUUGAAUUCUGGGCUGAAAGUUGGGAUCUUUGUGGCCUUUCUUGUUUUGGAUGAAUAGGGUUUAUGUGGUUUGUUGGUUUCUCCUGCCACUUUCGUUAGUUUGUGUGGGUGUCUGAGGAGAUACAGGGUUGUUUGUGACUCGUGACCUGUGAGUGUUUAUCCAGUGAUGGCUUCUCCUGGGUUUUUCUUGAUCUGUGCACUCCAUUCUCUGGUAGCCAUAGCUUGUGGAGGUCUUAUGAUGUUCUACUCCUCCGAGGUUUCAGCAAUGAAACUUCAAGGAUCUACACCGCAUGAUCAACUCUUGAUCAAAACCUCAGAUUCCUUUUCGGGUUUGCUGCUUGUGGCUGUCGGCUUCCUACUAAUCAUGGUGGGAUUUGUUAAGGACAGGGAGUUCCAGAGCUUCUUUGCAAAAGGGUGUGUGCUCCUCCAUGUUGUGACCGCUGUUUGGAGGUUUUACUUUGAGAGGAAGGUGGAUGAACUUGCCGACGAGUGGCCAAGGAAGGUUGUCGGCGAUAUUGCGUUAGCAGUUUCCUGGAUCCUCUAUUUGGUGUACUCAUGGAGGGAAAAGUAUGAUUAGCUUGGAAAACUGGAUUGUCUGUGCUGUGAUGAGAGGGACUUCGAAAAUUCCCUUGUAGGCAUUGACCGUGAUUGCAAAAUGCUUAUACAAUCGCCCAGUUAUGCUGCUUUUGGCAUGAAACAAUGCGGGGGAGUUGGAAAAGAACGAAAAGUAGGAUCAUAUGGUGUGAUUGUAAUUCCUGGAUAUUUUGGUUAUGUAAUUUUCAUUAGGCAAUUGUUUCUGCUGGAAUUCCACACAAGCUGGAGGAUGCCCGUGUUUUCAUCUUGUUCACAGGUGUCUCAAAAAUCUCAGGGAUCAAUUAAUUUUCGUUAUCUUGAAGAUGGGUCAGAGGUUGGAGUUUGGAGUGUGCCAUCAUUUGCUUCACGUUGGGAAAUUAUUUUGUAGAUCUUACUCACGGAUAAUAGCAAUGAGUGAAUAAUGUCCUAACUCACCAGCUGUUGGUGAUUUCGUGCUUUAGCUGAUGUUGCUUGAAUCUUUCAAGCAGAGAUAAGGUUAAUCUGUGCAGUUCUGCCUGUUUGCUUUUAAGUCAUCCAAGAGGAUAAAGCUUGUUUCCUCAAUUGAAGUUGUUGUACAUUCAGAUUGACUUCUUUGUUAAAACAUUCUCUGUCAUGCCUUUGUCCACCUCAAUACAAAAUUAGCCAUUUACCUGCAAA
Eucalyptus grandis is the source of this 1581-nucleotide messenger RNA. RefSeq lists its product as uncharacterized. The coding region runs from base 518 to 928 and encodes 136 amino acids. The transcript is spliced from 3 exons. The record is from RefSeq and is a predicted model, not a curated record. NCBI's taxonomy places the organism in Eukaryota, Viridiplantae, Streptophyta, Magnoliopsida, Myrtales, Myrtaceae.